AUGCUCUUCUUUCUCAUUCACUCCUUUUCUAAUCAUUCUCUUCUUUUUCCUAACUUCACCAACUCUUUUGAUGUGCAUUUUUCUCUUCUACCUUUCUUUCUUUCGUUCUCCCCUCUUUCUCAACUUGCUCCUCACUUUUCAUUUUCAUUUCAACCAUCUUUUUCUUUUCUUCUCUCUCUUCUAAUCCUUUUCCUUUUCAAUGUUUUUUUUUUCAUUUUUGUUGUUCUAACCAUUGAGUUCCUUUUUAAUCUUUCUCUUUUAUUACAUUUUCACCUUUUAUCUCUCUUUCCUCCUGUUUUUUUUAUUUAUUCUGCCCUUUCUUUUUCUCUCAAUUCCAUUUUUAUUUUUUCUUCCCCUUCCCAUUCAUUUUUUUUUCUCAAUUCAUACUUUCUUUUUCCAUUUUUCUUUUCUUUUUUUUCUCUCUCUUCCAUUACUCUCCAUUUAUUAUUUACUCUUCUCUCUCUCACGCACAUCAAUUUCUCUUUUCUCUCUUAA
Acanthosepion pharaonis is the source of this 495-nucleotide messenger RNA. The record is from the annotation of a GenBank genome assembly. Lineage: Eukaryota; Metazoa; Mollusca; Cephalopoda; Sepiida; Sepiidae.